Caenorhabditis bovis is the source of this 1134-nucleotide messenger RNA. The record is from the annotation of a GenBank genome assembly. NCBI's taxonomy places the organism in Eukaryota, Metazoa, Nematoda, Chromadorea, Rhabditida, Rhabditidae.
AUGCUGUCCGUAUUACGGAAUCAACUGGGCUCAAUAUGGUAUCCAACGGUGUUAAGGCCAACAUCGGCGGAAAUUAUGCAAAUUCGAGGGCGUAAGCGUGCGUUGAAGCAAACAAUGACUAGACAGCAAAAACUUGAACGAAGGAUAAAACGAGAAGAAAAAGAGGCGGCCAGAAAACAAUAUUCAUUUAUGGAACGAAUCAAUAUCAGACGAAUGAAGAAUUUACUUUCUCCAUCGCAGCAAUUUCCUGGUCGUUUUGCCGCUGAAGAUGAAGCAAAUCUGCCGGAAAAACCUACUCUUGAUGUAUUUAUCAAAAAUCAUUUCAAAACGCAAUUCUAUUCUGUCGGCGAAGCGCUUGAAAUGCACCGCGAACUUCAGCAGCCAAGUAUUUAUAACAAUCCCAACGCUCCCGUUCGAAUGCGUCUCGAAUUGAAUAUGACUACCGAGCGACAAACAAAAAUGGUUCAAAGUAGUGACGAAAUUGUGCCGGUGCCAUUUCCGUUCAAACACAACGAAAAACGAACAAUUCUCGCGUUCGUUAAUGACCCAAAAUUGCAAGAAUUGGCGUUGGAAUCGGGCGCCGAGAUGUCGUUGGGACAAGAUAUGAUCAAGAAAAUCAUCAAGGGCCAAUUUCGCACCGAAGAUUAUGAUUUCUGUGUGGCGCACAUCGACAUGGCAUCGUUCAUAUUGCCGCUUCGAGGCAUCUUGAAAACUCGAUUCCCGACACGAGCCAAUGGCGGCCUCGGUGAAAAUCUUCCGGAAUUGAUCGAGAAAUUCAAAAAUGGUGUGAAGCUGAACAUCAAAAGCGAUCCGGUGUAUCCGAAUUGGGGUUUGAGCGAUUGCGUCGUCGGUCGAUUAUCAAUGCCAAAUGAGGAGAUCGAAGCGAACAUUGGCACCGUAAUCGCGGCGGCGUGUAGUCAUCGAAAUCCGGCUCUCGGACCGUUUGUGAAUCGCGCUCUGCUCAUGACGAUUCCCGGCGAUGAGCAUUACGCGAUCGAUGUUUCGAAAUGGCUUCCAGUUCCAUCGGAAGAGGAAAUUGAGAAGAUUGAAAAACGAAAGAACAAGAAGAAGAAGAAGGAGGAGAAAAAGGUGGAAGGCAAUGAUGAUGAGCCGCUCGUAGCCGCUGUUGCUUAA